CGGCGGAGCAAACCCGCAAAAAGCGCAAAGGAAAUGAUGGCGAUCACCUGAUCCCGAUCGACCAUGUGGUUGACUUGACCGGGCCGGAGGUUGAGCCCAAAAGAUCAGUGCCUGCCAACAAACAAACUCCGGUUCUUACUGCCACACCGAUCGAUGAUCGGAUGUUUGUUGAGUUCUCAAAUAUGGGGCCCAUAUCAGAAGGGAGGUAUUUGUUCGGGUUGAUGCCAUCUUCUAUGUGGUGUCAUACUGCGAUCAAAGUUCCCCCGAGCUUCACUAACUUGACUCACUGGUCGGACCUUUUCGAAGCAGGUCACCAGGAAGCACUCAAGGCUGGCGUGUAUUAUCACAAAGCCUUUCUUGCUGCUGAGAAGGAGAUGAAAGCCCUGGCCAGUGAUCGGGAUGACGGCCAGGUCCUUCUUUCCGCCGCUCGGAAGUUAGCGACCGACCUCCAGGAGCAGGCCAAAGAGGGUG
Molecule: messenger RNA, 471 nt
Organism: Cuscuta europaea
Lineage: Eukaryota; Viridiplantae; Streptophyta; Magnoliopsida; Solanales; Convolvulaceae
Source: the annotation of a GenBank genome assembly